UCUUUACCAACAAACAGACUAAAAUGACCCCGUGGGAACGAUAUAAUACAAAUGAGGAGACAAUAUUGACGAAAUAACGAAAAAAAUCCAGGUAAAGUGCCUGAAAAACUUCACAGCCCAUAUAUGAUAUGUUUUUGCAGUUUCUGUCAUACAGUGUAAUAAUUGACAGCGUUACAAUUUAUUGUUUUCCUACACAAUAGUUUAUGGCUUUGCAAGAUGUAUGCGGCUUGCAGAACCCCCCUCUGUUCCCUGAAUGGAGCGCUCCACUCUCACAGUCCUUCAUGCCGGAGGAGUCCACUCAUCUGUUCGGAAGGGGUGUUCAGCACGGAGACGCUUUCUCUACACGGCUGCCUGGGAGGGGCGCUUUGAGUCCUCUGGAAUUUUACAUGCCGAUAUCCGAAUACCUCACACAGAGCCCAAUAAACUUUGGUCAAAUUAGCCUCGCUUCGGCGCCGAAAAACCUUCUGAAUGACCAUGUCCACCCCUCGUUGCCGUCCAUCUCUCUUCCAUCACCCACACCCUACUCCAUAUCUCCCUCCGUUCCUCUACCGUUCACUCUCUCUCACGGUACCACAACUCUCGGCUUCGCGUUUCAGGGAGGUGUUAUCGCGGCUGCCGACACGCGCUCCAGCUGCUCGGGACAGGUGGCCUGUCCCAAUGCGCCGAAGGUCCUGCCCAUACACUCUCACCUGGUGGGCACCACCUCUGGGACCUCGGCGGAUUGCGCGCUCUGGAAGCGCAUCUUGUCUCGAGAGCUCAGGCUGUACCAGCUCCGACACCACCGCAGGCUGUCAACAGGGGGCGCCGCAAAACUGCUGUCCCACAUGCUGCAUCCUUUCAAAGGCACCGAGCUGUGCGUCGCAGCCACUCUGUGCGGAUGGGAUGGGGAUGGCGAGAAAGAUGAGAGUUACGCAAAAAUUAUGCCAAUCACAGUAAGCGAUUCAAGUAGCCAAUCAGCAGCAGUUUGUAAAUCUAAAUCUCAACAGGUGGUCCAAGCUCGUUCUAGGACGUGUGGCCCUCGGGUUGUGUAUGUGUGCAGUGACGGGCUGCGCCUGCAGGGGGAGCUGUUCUCUGUGGGAUCGGGCUCUCCAUACGCGUACUCGAUCCUGGACAGCGGCGUGCACUGGGGCAUGAGCGCGCAGGAGGCCGCGUGCGUCGCGCGCGAGGCCGUGUACCGCGCCACGCACAGAGACGCGUACUCGGGCAAUAACGUGGAUCUCUACCAUGUGACCGCAGAAGGGUGGAGGCGCAGAGAGAGGGAGAACCUCAAAGAGGAGUAUUACAGAGAGAAAGAGAGGGAGAGAAAGAGGGUGGCGGAGAGACAAACUGAAAAGAAAGGAGUUUAAGGAGAAACAUGAGGCAGAUUUUUUUGAAAACAUUGAUUU
Molecule: messenger RNA, 1385 nt
Organism: Rhinichthys klamathensis goyatoka
Lineage: Eukaryota; Metazoa; Chordata; Actinopteri; Cypriniformes; Leuciscidae
Gene: psmb11b
Product: proteasome 20S subunit beta 11b
Exons: 1
Coding region: 204-1346 (380 amino acids)
Cellular component (GO): proteasome core complex
Source: RefSeq, a predicted model, not a curated record